Molecule: messenger RNA, 396 nt
Organism: Prorocentrum cordatum
Lineage: Eukaryota; Dinophyceae; Prorocentrales; Prorocentraceae
Source: the annotation of a GenBank genome assembly
AUGUUGCACUACUUGCGCGAGAGUCCGAGCCCCCUGUCCCUGUGCAGCGGCCCGCUCUGCGGGCACGUCAGGAACGAGGCCACCGCGAUGGCUCUGUACUAUCUGUACACCGCCACCAAGACAGACGAUAGGUGCAUCCACCAGGCGUCGUCGCACAGCCCAGCGAUCUCCAUGCUGCGGGAGGCGGCCGAUCUGAACGACGGGAUCGCCGAGUCAGCUGUCAACGACUUCGAGGUCGUCCUCUUCGGAGCCCAGCACGGUGCGCUGUCGAGCUUGGCCGAAGGUGUGAGCCAGAGGAUUUCGAACCAGCUGCAGGGCAUCUUCGAGGGCGCCAGCGUCGAAGACCCUUCGGGUGACAGCGCCGCCACCCUGGCGGCGUGCGUGGUCGGCGGCUGA